ACGUGCCAAUGCCAUAGUUGCAACUUGCAAGCAUUGUUUCUUCAUAAUUUAUUUGUUGAUAAAAAUUCAUUGAGACGGGGACCAGAUUAGCUGAUUCACGCGUAUCUUUAGAAGAGACACAACUUUGUCAGAUGUCUGCCAUAAAUUAAUGUCUAAAGUAGUUGUAGACGGCGGCUACAGUUGAAGAGCUUCAAUCAUUGCAUUUGGACCUCCUCAGGCUCAGACCAGCUCUUCCUAUCCCCCCAAAACCCCCAAAAAAAAGACAGAUAGAUUUGGAUUUGGAGAAGGAAACACGCACGCACAGAUUCUCUUCAUCCUUGCCUUAAAAUCGAAACACAGAAUCUAGUUGCCCCGGUCGUAUGGUAACCACAGUUGAUUGGCCAGCUAAAGCACACAACGUAAGCUAUUUGAUUACAAAAUCUUCUACCGUGGACCCCAUGCCUGCAAAUUCCAAAUGAAGUGUCUUGUUUCUUCCACAACUCUCUCCUUUCUUCUCCUCCAUCCAUUCAUUAUUCAUGGCCCCUCCUCUCCUCUUUACUGUUUUUUACCCAAAGUGAUUAAGAUUCCACACGGCUAUGUUUUUUUCCCCAGUUUCUGCCCUGAACUUUCCAUUCCUUGGAAAAUUCUAAUACAGUUUUCUGGGUUGCGGUGUCAGGAAUUUGAAGGCUUUGUUCUGUUUUGUCCUGUGCCGGGAACUGGGGCGAGGAUGAUGGCUUCAGGAAUGAAUUUGAUUACAACCAUAAUUGGGUUUGCAAUGAGUGCCACUUUUAUUGUGUUUGUAUGCACCAGAAUAAUCUGUGGAAGGAUUCGAGGUACACGGUCAGAACGAAUGUUUGAUACUGAAUCCAGAAUUGAUGUUGAGCAGCCAGGGCAACGGAUUCGAGGCCUGGAACCAGUUCUAGUUGCAGCAAUACCCACCAUGUUAUUCAGCCGUGACACUUUCAGUUCUUUAGAAGAUGCACUAUGUUCGAUAUGUUUGGGGGAGUACCAAGAGAAGGAAGAACUGAGAAUUAUGCCCAAAUGUGGUCACAAUUUCCACCUAGCUUGUAUUGAUGUGUGGCUGAGAAAACAAACAACAUGUCCAGUCUGCCGUUUCCCUUUGCACAACUUAUUUGAAGCAAAGAAUUUGAGAUCGGCAACCCUCAGGAUGCCUCGAACUCAAUCUAUGGAUACUCCAGAGACUUCAAUGGAACAUCCUCGUCAGUUGUUGAUUCCAGGUCCUGAGCGUUCUGUGGGAUAUGAAACUGGCCAAGGCCAUCCUGAUUCUGUCACAGGAGAGACCCAAGGGAGACAUUGAGCUAUGAAUUGUGAACAGGCGUCUACUAAUUUCAUGAAACUGGCGGUGAGUAUACCUCAUAUUUGUACAUAAAUAUCAACUACAGCCCGGAAUCUGUAACAUUACUCUGGAAGCAAUUCUUAUUUGCUGCUCAGGCAGGAGAAAAAUGGGAAAAAGGCAAAGUGGCCAUUUCAAGAUCUUAAAACCAUUUUUUUUUUUAACAACAAAUCCUUCCAAUGUAACUAGAGCCAGUAGACAAUGGUAUGGAGACCUCAAGAGUGCAUUCCCUUUAGUUGUCGAUUCCAGGUCCUAAGCGGUUCAACUGGCCCUAGGCCAUCCUUAUUUUGUGAGAAAAUGUGUAAAUAAGGAUUUUAAUUUUGUGAAUUUUUACUUAAAUAUGUUAAUUAUGUUAUUUUUUAAAUAAUUAUGUUAUUUUUUA
Messenger RNA from Rubroshorea leprosula, 1715 nucleotides. NCBI's taxonomy places the organism in Eukaryota, Viridiplantae, Streptophyta, Magnoliopsida, Malvales, Dipterocarpaceae. The record is from the annotation of a GenBank genome assembly.